AUGAUGCACAUGGCGGCAUCGAGAUACGAUCAGGACCGUAUGGGGAUUGUUUUUAGAGCGUCUCCCCGCCAAUCGGAUGUUAUGAUAGUUGCAGGGACUUUAACUAACAAGAUGGCACCAGCACUGAGAAAAGUUUACGAUCAGUCCUUGACUUACAUCUUCUGCGAACAGAGACCGAAGCCAAGCACUAUAGAGGAGUUGACGCAAUUUCACACCGACGAUUAUAUUAACUUCUUGGGCAGGGUGACGGCCGAUAAUAUGGACACGUGCAUAAAAGAUUGCAUAAGAUUCAACGUUGGAGACGAUUGUCCGGCAUUUGAUGGGCUCUUGGAAUAUUGUCAGAGAGCGGCAGGCGGUUCUCUAGGUCAGCGGAAGUUUCAAUUUUAUCAAUAUGAAAAGGGUGCAGCAAGAUUAAAUCACGGGCUAUGCGACAUAGCCGUCAAUUGGGCAGGAGGUUUACAUCACGCCAAGAAGCAAGAAGCUAGUGGAUUUUGCUACGUCAACGAUAUUGUCAUAGCAAUUUUGGAAUUAUUAAGAUUCCAUUCACGCGUCCUCUACAUCGAUAUCGACAUCCACCACGGAGAUGGGGUUGAAGAAGCUUUCUACACCACCGACCGUGUGAUGACUCUGAGUUUUCACAAUUUUGGUGAAUAUUUUCCGGGUACGGGAGAUAUUAAUGGUCGCACUCAUACAUACUCACUCUACACGUCAACACAGGACGUUGGUUACGGAAAGGGUAAAUAUCACGCCGUAAAUUUUCCUCUGAGAAAAGGUAUAGACGACGAGACGUACAAAAGUGUAUUCGAACCGGUGGUGACGCGAGUGAUUGAAUGGUAUCAGCCUUCGGUAAUCGUUCUUCAAUGCGGUGCGGAUUCGCUGAGCGGGGAUCGUUUAGGUUGUUUUAAUCUAUCGUCCAAGGGUCACGCACAUUGUGUGCGAUUUGUCAAGAAGUUUAAUAUACCGAUGCUGGUUUUGGGUGGCGGUGGAUACACCAUAAGUAACGUAUCCAGGGCUUGGGCAUAUGAAACAGGUGUUAUAGUUGGGCAAGAAGUCGGACCCGAAUUGCCACAUUGUACCGAAUUAGAUGGUCGAGAUUACUUUGGCACCAGUAACUUACUAGAUGUCUUGUCGAGUAAUAUGGAAAAUAAGAACUCCCGGGAAUAUUUAGAAAAGACAAUGUCUGUAUUAUUAUUGUCGUCUCAUUCAUUGACUUUUGUAUUCAUCGCUGACGUGCCUUCUGAACUCAACUUUAAUCAGUUCCCUUUCAUUGCUUCGUAUAAUCUUAAUAACUUUAUCGUUCGCAUGACAGAUAUACCGAAAAUGGUGUAUUCAUUCGAGGAUCAGGAUGAGGAAAACGAAGACCCCGAUGAACGAAUAUCAACACGGAUAAGAGAUAAAAACAUUGCACCGGAGAAUGAAUACGAGGACUCUGACGAUGAGGAAUGUACAUAUAAAAUACCAAUACCACCCGAAGGUGAAAAAAAAACUCCACUUAACAGCUCCGAUUCGAAUGGUAAAUAUCACGGUGCAUCGUUUUCCGAACGCAUCGAUGAAAAUGGGCUAUUUUCGACUGAAUCAUCAUCGUUGGACGAUGCGAUGAUGUCGGAUGCUCAAACCACAUCUUCCGAUAGUUUGUUGGCAUCUUAUUCGGCUCACGACAGCGAGUACAUUCAAUACAAAAACGAAGACAUAGAUGAUCAUUACGUGCAAUCAAAUUCCAAUGGCUGGUCAACAACAUAG
Messenger RNA from Acaulospora colombiana, 1740 nucleotides. The record is from the annotation of a GenBank genome assembly. Lineage: Eukaryota; Fungi; Glomeromycota; Glomeromycetes; Diversisporales; Acaulosporaceae.